This is a messenger RNA of Dipodomys spectabilis (banner-tailed kangaroo rat), 915 nucleotides long. RefSeq names its product interleukin 27 (gene Il27). The transcript is spliced from 6 exons. Gene Ontology annotation, biological process: regulation of T-helper 1 cell differentiation; regulation of T cell proliferation. The coding region runs from base 27 to 722 and encodes 231 amino acids. Gene Ontology annotation, molecular function: interleukin-27 receptor binding. Lineage: Eukaryota; Metazoa; Chordata; Mammalia; Rodentia; Heteromyidae. The record is from RefSeq and is a predicted model, not a curated record.
GCUGCACUCGCAGGCUGGGCCCUGACAUGGGCCAGGAGGCAGGAGACCUUGGCUGGCGGCUCAGCCUGUUGCUGCUUUCCCUGCUUCUGGUACAAGCUGGCGUCUGGGGGUUCCCGAGGCCGCCCCAGAGCCUGAAGGAGCUGCAUAGAGAGUUCACCAUCAGCCUACAUCUCGCCAGAAAGCUGCUCUCAGAAGUUCGGGGUCAGGCCCACCACUUUGCUGAAUCUCGCCUGCCAGGAGUGAGCCUGGAUCUACUGCCUCUGGGGGAACAGCUCCCCAAUGUCUCCCUGACCUUCCAGGCCUGGCGCCAUCUCUCUGACCCAGAGCGCCUCUGCUUCCUCUCCAUGAGCCUGCAGCCCUUCCAUGAACUGCUGAGAAGUUUGGGGGGCCAGGAGGGCUGGACCAGCUCGGAGAGGAGGCAGCUGUGGGCCACAAGGCUGGAUCUCCGGGAUCUCCAGAGGCAUCUCCAUUUCCAGGUGCUGGCUGCAGGAUUCAGUCUCCCCCAGGAGGAAAUGGAGGAAGAAGAGGAAGAAGAGGAGAAGGGGCUGUCCCUAGGGGCUCUGGGCAGCCCCAUCCAGGUGUCACCCCAAGUGUCCUGGCCCCGGCUACUCUAUACCUACCAGCUACUACGCUCCUUGGAACUUGUCCUGUCCAGAGCUGUUAGGGACUUGCUGCUGCUCUCCAAGGACUGGAGUUUGGGAACAGGACAGCUUCCAACAUAGUCGCCUCAGACCAAGCUGAGCUCGACCACCCUCUCAGUCCCCACCCAGUAACUUAAAGCCCCCUUCAGUUCUUGCCACGUAUUUAUUUCUUGGAUAUUUAUUUAUUGUUUGGGAAGACAAUCAUUUAUUUAUUGCUUCAUCCUCAGGCGGGGCUGCCAUACUGGGUACUUGAAUUAAAAGUGAACAAACCUUG